Molecule: messenger RNA, 423 nt
Organism: Parnassius apollo (apollo)
Lineage: Eukaryota; Metazoa; Arthropoda; Insecta; Lepidoptera; Papilionidae
Source: the annotation of a GenBank genome assembly
AUGCUGCUGACAGAACUGACACCUGAAACUUCGUAUGAAGCUCCAUCAACUUCAAAUAUAUUUAGUAACCGCCAAGAGGAAUCAAUACCCGGAACGUCUAAUGACACUCCAUCUGCUUCGAAUGAAUGGAGCUCUCAUCAAAUGCGUCGUAUUCGAAACAGUUUCGAAGAGUCGCUUCAAGAUCAGCCACAGUCAAAAAUAAUUAAGAUGAUGUCGAAAAUAGUAACUGACGGAAUUGGCGGGGAAAACCUUAACAGAAGCUCUGCUAAAGGAUUAAAGUUCAUAAUAAGUGAGUGUCUGAAAAGUCCAACUCAACCUAAAAAAUAUGCAACAUCCAUCAAAGCGAAAGCCGAACCCAAACCCUAUACCCCUGAUGAAGCCCUUUCUUUCGUAAUUGAUAGAAAACUAACUGUGGAAGAUUAA